Molecule: messenger RNA, 6701 nt
Organism: Heteronotia binoei (common prickly gecko)
Lineage: Eukaryota; Metazoa; Chordata; Lepidosauria; Squamata; Gekkonidae
Gene: VKORC1L1
Product: vitamin K epoxide reductase complex subunit 1 like 1
Exons: 3
Coding region: 136-666 (176 amino acids)
Biological process (GO): peptidyl-glutamic acid carboxylation; vitamin K metabolic process
Molecular function (GO): vitamin-K-epoxide reductase (warfarin-sensitive) activity
Source: RefSeq, a predicted model, not a curated record
AAGGCGAAAGAGGUGGUGGGCGUGGCUUCCCAAGCACCAGCCAAUGGUCGCGGGGCGUGCGUGGCGCAGCGUUCCCACCUCGCGAGCCAGUCUUCUGCCGAGUCCGCCAGGGAGGCAGGGCAGGGCUGGGCUAAGAUGGCGGCGCCCGUCCUGCUGCGAGUGUCGGUGCCGCGCUGGGAGCGGGUGGCCCGCUACGCCGUGUGCUUAGCGGGCAUCGCGCUCUCCCUCUACGCCUGCCACCUGGAGCGCGAGAAGGGGCGCGAUCUCCACUACCAGGCCCUCUGUGACCUCAGCGAGCGCGUCCGCUGCUCCGCCGCCAUCGCCUCCAGAUGGGGUCGAGGGUUCGGCCUGCUGGGCUCCAUAUUUGGGAAGGACAGUGCAAUAAACCAACCGAACAGUGUUUUCGGACUUGUGUUUUAUAUACUACAGAUGCUACUUGGAACGACGGCAAGUGCGGUAGCGGCGCUAGUCCUCAUGAUGUCCUCCAUAGUGUCUGUAAUAGGAUCCUUGUACCUGGCCUACAUUCUGUACUUUGUGCUGAAGGAAUUCUGCAUUAUCUGUGUUGUCACGUACUUGCUGAACUUCAUUCUCUUUAUCAUCAACUACAAACGACUAGUUUACUUGAACGAGGCCUGGAAACGCCAGCUCCUCCCCAAACAGGAUUAAUUUCCCUGUGAACGUUUGGCUGAUGGAAUUUGAAGACCCAACUUCAACUUGAGUUUAUUUCACAGUAAAAGAGAGACCUUUUUUUAAAUUCUUAUUGGGACGCUUUUCCCGAGAAUCAUAACUGGCUUAAUUACAACCAAUGAAGAAGGAGCCCCUGAAAUAACUCCCGCGCUAACCUUCAAGUCGGUGUGGUGAGGAACAGCUGAGAAACUUCUCAUCCAAUCAGAGAUGAGCUUUAACUCUGCUUUGGUGGCAUUUCUUCACUGCAGAUUCUUUACUCUGUCCUGUCUUCCCCCUCCCCCCCCCAUCCAAAUAUUUAAAGUUGGAAACACUUGCUAGGAAGUACCGUGCGCGUGCAUAAAUUCAGUUUUGGGGUCUAAUGGAAGACGUGAUCAUGAUAACUUUAUUCUAGACUUUAGAGGUACCAUACGGAGACGUUGCCGUGUUUACAUUGUGUGUGUCUGUCUGUAGCUGAUGGGGUUUGAAAAGCAUAGGUGCAACUAGGACACUUGCUACAAAAUUGUACCUAACACUAGAAAGGGCCAGCCGUACCUUUGCAAAAGACAGAAGCUUGGCUGGUUUUGUUUAGAAGCAUAGUGACCGUGAAGAAGAAUCAUUUGUCCUCUUGUUGGGAGAUUUGUCUGAACAAACAAACAAACAAAAAAGCAGGAUAAAAUGAGCCCAUCUCUGCGGAAGACUUGCGGUUAGCUGAGAUUCCCUUUUUUUCCGUAUGCGUACACAUGCACGUGUAUCCAUAAUGAGACGUAAAUUGAUGCUGACGGUUGUUAUGUGUUCCACUUUCAAUGGAACAAUUUCAGGUUUCCCUGCAUAACAUAUAAAGUUGUUAUGGCUGGCAAAAAAAGUCUUUUCUGAGGACACUGGGGAAGGGUAUAUGGCCUGGGAUGGGACGUGGAGUCUGUUAGAGGAAGAUGCCUCUUUUUUUAAAGGGGAAGUGUCUUCUAAGUGGAAUUCAGGGACAGAACUGGUCGCUCCCUUCGGACCAGUGUCAGAAAGUCAGGCAGUAUUAAAGGUUCUAUAAGCUGCUGUGUAAAACUGCAACUCUUACACUGGAUCCCAGUAACUUACUGGCAAACUGAUGCACUGUUCAGGCAUCGCCUUCAGUGAAGUCUUCUCCUAUUAGCCCUAUUGAAACCAAAAGGGUGGCUGCCGAAGAAAACCAGGCUUUUUGGUCAGCUUCCCUUCCCUUUGAGUGGUUAGUGGAGGAAGUCAUUCCUACAGGCGAUGGCCAAAGAGACCGAGCGAUUCAGGAUCCUUGAUACAUAGGAGAGAUUAGAGCGAAUGUGUAAUCAACUCUCCCUCACCCCAAAGUGGUGUGCAGCGGAGGGAGCUUGUGCGUUUGGGUGGGGUUGUUCGAGGAAAUAAGUGGGCAAAUGACUUGGAACUGAGUGGGGCGUUUCAGGAUUCAAUCGCUGUUCUUGAAAUGAUAACGUUCGAGCGAAUUGCGGAUCACUGCAUUGUUGUCCUGUUCUCCUUCUCUCCCCCCCUCCCCCCCGCACUCCAGUCUGUGUCAUCCUGUAACACAACGUUUUAAAAGUGCCUUCUGUCUUUUAAACAGAGCAAACAAAAGCAACCAAAUAUUUGUGGGUGUCUGAAAUUGGCAGGCAGAAGUGUUGCUUGCAUAUGCAAAUGAAAACAAACCUUGGCAGUAUGGCAGAAGCAGUUUUGUGCCCCUUUGCAUGCCGAGGGGCAGCAGUGUUGUGAACGAAUUUCUCACCUAGAGGCCCCCAAUUUGACGAUAGGCGAAGAGUGCCAGUUCAGCCCACCAGGCCUCUGUAGUCCAUCUGCAGUCGUGUUGAGGCCCCUGACUGUCAGGGACAGUACAGGCACUGCGGGGCUUGCAGCAGGAUUGUGCUCUUGCUCCUGUGGUAAUUCGUAGAGAGAGGCUGCCUGGUUUUUUUCCUCCUUAGGGAAUUACCUGUCUUUCCUUAGGGGGCGUCGUGCAGUAUUGUACCUAACUGGCUGAACCCACAGUGUUUUGAUACAGAAAUCAGCACCGUUUGGCGCUGGUUUUCAUGAACAGGACUCGGCAGGGCGAGAGACGGUUGUAGAGGAUAGUCGCAGCAAUUGGCUUUGACCCCAGCUAUGGACACCUGUGCAGAGUUUCCUUCUGGUGCGCACCAGUGCUACUGCAUUUCUGCUUGCCCUCCAGCCAUGCUUUGUGGCUUCUUGCAGCAAUGGAGAGAAACAAGGAGGUCACUGCAGUUUCUUGUUCCUUCGUGCAGCAGCAGAAAUAACACAGAUGCCUCUAAAGGGUGAGUAGGUGGCAAUAGCGGCUCUCUGCGGGUGCCUGUAGUAGUUGUCAGAACACAGUAGCUGCUGCGGUCACCCAGAGGCUCCUUGCUACAUGUAGUGUCUGGUUAGGGCUCUCAGGCAAUCCAGUCAACACACCCCAUCUCUUGGGGACACUGAAAAGAAGGCCAGUGCAGCGUGCAAUCUGAUAGCUGGGGAUGGCCCUUUGACAAGGACCGUGGAGCGUACCUGUGGAGUCCCAAGGGGCAGGAGAACAAUCUAGGGCCAGCUCUGACUAUAUCUAAACCCAUGCUGUAUUCUUUCGCUGUAGCGAUGCCAAAAUGGGAAUCUGGCAAUGUUGGGUUGUCCUCUUGCCUUCGUUUCUGUCAGAACUUAGCUUGUCAAAAUCCCUCCCUUUAAAAAUUCUGUUCAGUCUGAAAUUUCUUCCUUGUGAGUCUCUGUAUGAAAUCCUAAUUUUGAUGUACUGUAAGAAGGAAGGGGAAAAUAAUUCAAUGUCAAGGUGUUAACAGAAUGCUCUUGUAUUAGCGUCUUCAGUGGAAGCAAGCCUCCACCCUGGAUGAACUUCCCAACAGUAUUGAAAUGUCUGCCAAAAUUUGUCCUGGUUUUUUUUUACAGGGGAUGGGAGUGGAGUGCAAGGCAUGGUGAAGGGGGAACCCUGUAAAACCAGUGAUGUUACAAUACAUACUAGAACACUAAACCAGCUUGUCCUUGUCCAGAGCUUCUCAAUAUAUCUUUGCGUCGAUCAGAGUACAUUUAAAGCUUCUCUCGAACUUUGGAACCUGAGGAGGAGGAGUGGGUGGGUAGAACCUUGUGUAAUAUUUCCUGGGGGACCAUCAAAGUUUUGCCCUCUCCAGUUUGAGAAGAUGCCACUCUGUGGGUUUUUGGGAAUUUUUUUUUUUUUAACUUUAAAACAUUCCUGUAACCAUUAAAUGUUUUUUUACAUAUCAAAGGAUGAGAUGAAUGAUGCUGUUUUUGGACUCUGGUCUCUGCCUGGUCAGAAUAGUACACUGCAAGCAGUUGGCAGGUAAAGAGUGGGGGAAGUUCUCCGCUUGAGACUGUUCCCUGGGUUGAGGAAUCUGCCCACUAAUCUCAAAUAAUAUCGUCAGAAAACCAGGAAGAAACUCAGUUAAUGAUAUGGCAAAGAAUAAAGCAAACUGUGUGGCACAGUACACAGUCUCCAUUAACAAAAUAUAAUAAAGGCAUAAAUGCAAACAUCCUUUCAAUAGCCAUCCAAAAGUCUCUCAAGUAAGUAGUAAUGCUGGAAAGUCUAUUUUCCAAUGUGGGUACUUGCAGACUUAAAUCCAAGGCGUAGUCCUCAGUUGAUGUCUUCAAUUAGCAAGAAGUCCAAAGGCAGUAAGCCAAAAGUCCAAAAGGCAACCUUCUUCAGCCAAAGGCGCUUUCUCUGCAAUUCAGUGUGUUGAAGCUUCUCCCACAGUGUUGAAGACUUACUUAUUGAUCGGGACUCCAGUCAAACAGCUUCACAAGACAAACGUUCCUUCAGUUCUUGGGCAAGAGAAUACUGUUGCUAACUGAAGAUAUCAACUGAGGACUAGGCCCUGGACUUUCCACGUUAAUACUUAUCUGAGAGACUUUUGUAUGAUCUUUGAAUGGAUUUUUGCAUUUAUGCCUUUAUUAUAUUUUGUUAAUAGAGAUUGUAUACAGUGCCACACAGUUUGCUUUAUUCUUUGCUAAUCUCAAAUGGCAAAAUGGCAAUUUGAGUUUAAUUCGCCUUUUCCAGUUGUCUUCUUUGCUUCUUUCCUCUCUUCAAAAGAUGAGGCAAUAUCUGCGUGCACUUUUCAGUCCAGUAGGAGCCUAGUUUCUGAGCAAAACCAGAGUAACUGACUCAGCAAGCGCACGACCCUCUCAGGUGCUCGUUUCUUUCCAUGAAAUGAAGGAGUCUCAUGUCUCAAGGAACAAGGAAGAGGUGCAGAACAGCAGCUCUCUGAAACCCUUAAGCUGUGCCCCUUGCAAUUAUUGCCCAAGUUUAUGUGUGUGGGUCUAUCAAUAUAGAUCAUCCCCCAGGAGUUGUCUCUUCUUGAAUCAUUUCACUAUUUGUGCUGCAGCUUUGAGGAUACCUCUGCAGGAAACGUGGCGGGGAGGGAUCUUGAAAGGAGGUCCUGUGCAUGGUGCGCCAGUAUGAGUCCAUUCUGCCUGUGCCCGCCUCUCUUGUGGGGUGAACGGUGAUGCAGCGGCAGACUACAUCACUCCCUGCGGUUGGCAGUAGAAAAGAGCAAGAGUCCAGUAGGUCUUGAAAGACUAACAGAAUUUGUGGUGGAAUACGAGCUUUCAUGAGUCAGUGCUUGCUUCUUCAGAUAGUCUUCUGUGAGCAGUGACUCACGAAAGCUCAUCCCCUACUGUAAAUUGUGUUACUCUUCAGGGGUGGAAUUCUAGCAGCAGCUGCUUUUUGCAUAUUAGGCCAUGAUGUAGCCAAUCCUCCAAGAGCUUACAGAAAAGAGCCUUGUAAGCUCUUGGAGGAUUGACUACAUCAAGGGUGUGUGGCCUAAUAUGCAAAGGAGAUCCUGCUAGAAUUCCACCCCUGUUACUCUUUAAGGUGCUACUGGACUCUUGCUCUUUUGUAUUGGUACAGACUAACAUGGCUACCCAUCUUGAUCUGUCUUGUGUCGUUGGCGGUAGGCAUACUGAAGAGCGCAUGAUGCUUCUCUCUGCGCUGCCAGCUGUUCCUGCAAACAAUUCCAUCUUAUACCUUGAGAGGUCAAGACCCCUGCUAUCCACUCUGGCCAAUGGUCACUGUCAAAAUUAGCUGUUUGGUGGUUAGUAGUAAAAACUUCAGCUGUUAAUGUGCGAGGAACUGCUGGAGGCCAGUGCCAUGGUCUUCUCCCUCCUCCUAUGAAUCAUAGUGGUGGAGUUUGGUGUGCAUGGAGAUGUCCCUUUCCCUAGGAGAAAGCACCCAUGUACCCGGUAAGGCCCCUCCAUUUGCUUUGCAGAACCUUAAAAUCUUUUGGAUAACAAGCCCAGCAUGCGUUGGUCAGACUGAAUGAUGGUUGUUGCAUUAGGAGAAAGCACCCCUAGUUGCGGACAGCUGCAUCAUUCCCAGUGUUAAUCUAAGUCUGUCUGCCAAGCUUCCCCAUGUGCCAAAUGGCAUUGCUUUGGCAGGGAGGGCAAGAAGCUGGCAGAGCGAUUCACAGGCAUAGAAGGGAAACAGCCCUGUAAGAAAGGUACAUGGGGGAUAGCCUUGCUUCAAAGUGUACCUCAAUGCGGGCAUAGUCCCCCCCCCCCCCAAAAAAGAUGCUCAGUUAUUUUGCUGCUCAGUUUCGGGGCAUCUCUGAUCCCACAGUUGGGGGUGGAGUGUGGAUGAGAACAUCGGGUGGCGUGAUGGUUCUUGAUCUGCAUGGAGACGUUGGAAGCGAAAACCAGAUUAAACUUUGCUUGGGUUCUGCCAACGUUGUUUAAACACAACCUAGCAAGAUUAAUCGGCUGCGGGUAAAGAUAUUCCGUUACCAUUUUAGGUUGUUUUUUUCCUUUUUUAAAAAGUCUGUAUUAAGCAUGGCCUAAGUAUUUGGUGUGUGUGUGUUCUGUCUCGUACGUUCCAUCGGACGAAAUUUUUAUCACAUGCUUUGAAUUCCAAACUGUCUGUCAAGCGGGAGUGGUCCCAUUUUUACAUUCAACGUUAAGACUACAGAAUCCUGAGGUCUAGAAUAGAGUUUUGCUAACGGGGAAUUUAAAAAAAAUGUAAAUAAUGUAAGAAUGUUUAUUUGUUGCACAUAACUUUUUUGGUAUAAAAAUAAAUGUAGAAAUUACCUGUG